UCCUCAUUCCGUCAUUUCCGUUCUAAAAAUCAUGAGGUCGAAGAAUUUCUCGCUGACUUCCUCUUUCUUUCGUGUGCAACAGCGAAGAAAGGAUCAAUACAAUGGCGGACGCAGCUCCAGCCGGUGGCGCAGGCGGCAGAGGCGGCUUCAGGGGCGGUUUUGGCGGGGCCAGGGGCGGCCGAGGGGGCCCCCGGGGACGCGGGCGUGGCAGGGGGCGCGGGCGGGGGCGCGGCAAGGAGGACCAGAAGGAGUGGGUGCCGGUGACCAAGCUGGGUCGGCUGGUCAAAGACGGCAAGAUCAGGAGCCUGGAGGAGAUCUAUUUGUUCUCCUUGCCCAUCAAGGAGUUCGAGAUUAUUGAUCAUUUUAUCGGGUCUGACUUGAAUGAUGAGGUCCUGAAAAUCAUGCCUGUCCAGAAACAGACCCGAGCCGGUCAGCGCACCCGAUUCAAGGCCUUCGUGGCCAUCGGGGACAGCAAGGGCCACAUCGGGCUGGGCGUGAAGUGCAGCAAGGAGGUGGCCACCGCCAUCAGGGGGGCCAUCAUCCUGGCCAAGUUGUCGGUGGUGCCCGUGAGAAGGGGGUAUUGGGGCAACAAGAUCGGGCAGCCGCACACGGUGCCUUGCAAGGUAACCGGAAAAUGCGGUUCAGUAACCGUCCGUCUGAUUCCGGCCCCCCGCGGUACCGGCAUUGUCUCUGCCCCCGUGCCCAAGAAACUCCUGCAGAUGGCAGGAAUCGAAGAUUGCUACACCUCGGCGAGGGGAUCCACCGGGACGCUUGGUAACUUUGCUAAAGCUACUUAUGCAGCUAUAGCAAAGACUUACGCCUAUUUGACGCCGGAUUUGUGGAAGGAGAUGCCGCUGAGCAAGACGCCGUAUCAGGAGUUUGCCGAUUAUUUGGCGAAGAAUCAUGGGGCGAUUGUGGGGCCUGCCAGGACGGAAGCCGUUUAGGUCGUUUUGUGAUUUUGUUUCGUCAUGAUUCAUCUCUGUUGAAUAAAGGAGGUUGAAGAGAUCAUCUGUUUUGUUUAUAUUAUUUAUA
Phaedon cochleariae (mustard beetle) is the source of this 1032-nucleotide messenger RNA. The record is from the annotation of a GenBank genome assembly. Lineage: Eukaryota; Metazoa; Arthropoda; Insecta; Coleoptera; Chrysomelidae.